Molecule: messenger RNA, 1855 nt
Organism: Aethina tumida (small hive beetle)
Lineage: Eukaryota; Metazoa; Arthropoda; Insecta; Coleoptera; Nitidulidae
Product: trehalase
Exons: 6
Coding region: 56-1795 (579 amino acids)
Biological process (GO): trehalose catabolic process
Molecular function (GO): alpha,alpha-trehalase activity
Source: RefSeq, a predicted model, not a curated record
CUUAACAGUUAGUUGACUACCAAAUCAUUUUAUGACAUAAAUCAAAUUCGGCAACAUGUUAAAAAAAUUUCUGUUUUUAUGUAUUCUAGUAACAUGCCAAGGUUCUCUUUUGCGUGAAUCGUGCUUCAGUCCAAUCUACUGUCAUGGAGAACUUUUGCACCUCAUUCAGACGUCCGGUAUAUUCAAUGAUUCUAAAACUUUCGUGGAUCUCUCGAUGAUACAUUCAGUUAAUGUUACGUUGGAAUCAUUUUUCGAAUUUUUAGUUCAAACCAGAAAAAAACCGACUAUAACGGACAUUAAACAAUUUGUUUAUCAAAACUUUCACUCUGUGGGAGAAAUAGAAGAAUAUUGGCCACCUGAUUAUGAUCCAGCACCAGAUAUUCUUUUUGAACUGGAAGAUCACGUUGUGAGAAAGUAUACAUCAGAAUUAAUCUCUUUAUGGCCGACUCUAGCACGAAGAGUCACAAGACCAGUUAUGGAAGAGCCUCAAUCAUAUUCAAUUAUUCCGGUACCUCAUGGAUUUAUUAUACCUGGGGGUCGUUUUAAAGAAAUUUAUUAUUGGGAUACGUUUUGGAUAGUGCAUGGAUUGUUAAUAAGUGGGAUGAAUGUUACCGCAGAAGGUAUGGUCGACAAUUUACUUUCUCUAGUAAAUCGGUAUGGGUAUGUUCCUAAUGGCACUAGAGUGUAUUACUUGAACAGAAGUCAGCCACCACUACUAGUUCUUAUGGUUGCCCUAUACGUAAGAAUUACGAGAAAUUUGGACUUCUUAGAAAAAAGUCUGCCUAUCUUAGAAAAGGAAAUGGAAUUCUGGUUAACAAAGAGAGUAGUUCAAAUAGAAAAGAAUGGUACGAUUUAUCGGUUAGCUACGUAUGGCACUCAAAGUGAUACACCGAGGCCUGAAUCAUAUGCAGAAGAUAUUGAAAAUUGCGAAUUUUUCCAAAACGAAGAAGAAAGAGCUGAGUGCUUCAUGGACAUGAAAGCAGGUGCAGAAAGUGGUUGGGACUUUACAACUAGAUGGAUUUUUGACAAUAAAGGUAGUCCAUAUGCAAACUUAUCCCAUAUACAGACGCGACGGAAUGUUCCUGCUGAUCUAAAUGCCUUUUUAUACAUGGACUUUAUGACUAUGUAUAAAAUGUUUCUAAAACUAAAUAUGCAAAGAAAAGCCCAUUAUUACUAUGAAUUGGGCCAAGAAUGGAAAAGAAAUAUUGAAAAAUUUUUGUGGUGUGAGGAGGAUGGUAUCUGGUAUGAUUAUGAUUUGAAACUUGAAAAGCAUAGAAGAUACUUUUACAUGAGUAAUUUUACUCCACUCUGGGCCAAAGCUAUGGAACUUUCUGAUAUGAGUAACAGAAUACCUCGAAUCUUACAAUAUAUAAUUACAAAUGGAAUUUUAGAUUUUCAUGGUGGAACACCUAGUUCAUUUAUACCCUCUGGACAGCAAUGGGACUAUCCAAAUGCUUGGUCACCUAGUCAAACCAUAUUAAUUUUUGCCUUGGAAUUUUCUGGCAACCCUGAAGCCAAAGACGUAGCAAAACAGCUGGCACAUACAUGGAUAAGGUCUAAUAUUAAGGCCUACAAUGAAAAUAAGGUCAUGUUCGAAAAGUACAAUGCAGAAAACAGCGGUCAGUUUGGAGGAGGAGGAGAGUAUUUAAUUCAAUCUGGUUUUGGAUGGACAAACGGUGUUAUGCUGGAGCUAAUCGACUAUUACUAUCGGAUACCCAAACCUCCUGUUAAGAAAAAGCAAAGCAAGAAACAAAUGAAAGAAGAUAUACAGGAGAAUUUGGACUUUUUCCCUUGAAUUUUCAUUUUGUGCCCAUGGAAUUUUGAUAAUUAAAUGUAUAUGUUGAUCAGUUUUCAA